This is a messenger RNA of Echinops telfairi (small Madagascar hedgehog), 2076 nucleotides long. It is a transcript of the gene SCLT1, whose product is annotated as sodium channel and clathrin linker 1. Gene Ontology annotation, biological process: clustering of voltage-gated sodium channels; cilium assembly. The record is from RefSeq and is a predicted model, not a curated record. NCBI's taxonomy places the organism in Eukaryota, Metazoa, Chordata, Mammalia, Afrosoricida, Tenrecidae. The transcript is spliced from 19 exons. Bases 1 to 2076 code for a protein of 691 amino acids. Gene Ontology annotation, cellular component: centriole.
AUGACCAAGAACCUAAUUGCCUGGAAAAUUGAUCACUAUCACUAUAAUUUAUACUUUCAGAAACAGACGGGUGAGAUGAAACUACAACUUGAAAAUGUUAUCAAGGAAAAUGAAAGGCUACAUAGAGAAUUAAAAGAUGCUGUUGAAAAGCAAUUAGAGGGCUUGCCCUUUGACACAGAGAUGGGAAAUGAUAUGUAUGCAAAUGAUGAAACAGUCAGAAACCUUCGAGAACAAUUAGAACUAGUCCAUCAGGAAAAAACCCAGGCAGUGGAACUCUGGCAGACUGUAUCUCAGGAGCUGGAUAGAUUGCAGAAACUUUACCAGGAACAUAUGACUGAGGCCCAAAUUUAUGUAGUUGAAAGUCAAAAGCAAAAGGAUCAGUUGACUAAUUUUCAACAACUAACCAGGCAACUUCAUGCUACUAAUGAGAACGUAGAAAUGACCAACCAACAAUUUCUGAAAACAGUAACUGAACAAAAUGCGGAAAUUGAACAACUACGGAAACAAUUCAGACAAGCCAAGUUAGACCUCAGAGUUGCAUCAGCAAAAGUGGAAGAUUUAACCAAAGAGGCUGAAGAUCUUCAAGGACAAAUGCAAAAACAGGAGGAGGAUAUGGCGUCUGCCCAAGAAAGAGAGGAAGCCUCAGAUCGGCGCUUACAGCAGUUACAAUCUACUGUAAAACAACUGGAAACAAGAUUAUGUGUGACCAUGAAAGAAGCCAACCAAUUAAGAGAAGAGAAAACACAACUGGAAGAUCAGGGCAAAGAGUUUCAAGCAAAGUAUACUCAAUUAGAAAAUGAGAAAUAUGAAGUAAUUUCAAGAGCCAGAAAUACCAUACAACUCUUAGAAGAAGCAAACCUUCAAAAAAGUCAGGCCCUGCUUGAAGAGAAGCAGAAAGAAGAAGCCAUAGAGAAAAUGAAGGGAACGCUCUCUCAGUUUGUUCAGGAUGCUGCCUUCAGAACCAGGAAAGAAGUUGCAAACACAAAAAAACACUAUAAUAUGCAGAUUUCGAGACUAACAGAAGAAUGUUCAGCCCUUCAAAUGGAGUGUGCUGACAAACAAAGCCAAAUUGAACGAAUUAUUAGGGAGAAAAAAGCAUUGGAAGAAGAGCUAGAAAAGAUUCAUCGUGAAGGCAGAGGAAAUGAAAGUGAUUACAGAAAACUUGAAGAAAUGCACCAACGAUAUCUGGCUGCGGAGUGUUCAAAAGAUGAUCUUCAGUUAAGACUUAAGACAGCAGAAAAUAGAAUAAAGCAACUUAAAAUAACUUCCUCAGAAGAGCUAUCACGUUGCCAAGAAACGAUUCAGAAACUUCAAAACGUGCUGGAGUCUGAGAGAGAGAACUGUGCAUUUGUCAGUGAACAAAGGCUGAGUCUUCAGCAAGAAAAUGAACAGUUGCAGAAAGAGACUGAGAAUUUGAGAAAGAUUGCUCUGGAGGCUCAAAAGAAAGCCAAAUUAAAGAUCAGUGCAAUGGAACAUGAGAUUUCCAUAAAGGAACAUGGAUUUGAAGUUCAACUGCGAGAGAUGGAAGAGAGUAAUCAAAAUUCCACGGUUGAAUUAAGACAUCUCUUAGUAUCUCAACAGAAGGCAACCAAUAGGUGGAAAGAAGAAACGAAGAAACUUACAGAAAGUACAGAAAUGAGAAUCAGUAAUUUAAAGAGUGAGCUGAGUCGACAGAAACUUCAUACCCAAGAGCUGCUUUCGCAGCUGGAAGCGGCAAAUGAAAAGGUAGUUGAGAAAGAAAAGUUAAUUCUAGAGUAUCAAGAAAAAGCCAACAGACUCCAGAGUCGUCUAACACAGGCCGAACAGAGAGCCGCUUCUGUGUCACAGCAGUUCCAUAUUCGAGAUUGGGAAAUUAAACAUCAGAAACAAGCAGCCUUGUUCUUCUUCAAAUUGACACCUUACUCUAGAGCUGUAUUGUCCAGUAUGGUUAAUAAUUUCAUUGAAUAUACUUUUACAUAUACUCAUAUCAAUCUAAAAUACCAUGUAAAUGGGAACCAGAGUAGAAAAUGCAGACUACCAGUUUGCACUCGGGAGUACAAACAGCAUAUAAAUGAGAUGACCGGGAUUGGGUCCUAG